Ylistrum balloti is the source of this 414-nucleotide messenger RNA. RefSeq lists its product as uncharacterized. NCBI's taxonomy places the organism in Eukaryota, Metazoa, Mollusca, Bivalvia, Pectinida, Pectinidae. The coding region runs from base 1 to 414 and encodes 137 amino acids. The record is from RefSeq and is a predicted model, not a curated record. Gene Ontology annotation, molecular function: calcium ion binding. The transcript is spliced from 7 exons.
AUGGGCAAGAAACAGAGCAAGUUAGACGGCACGGAACUAAGGGACCUCUUGGACUCUACUUAUUUUGACAGACGUGAGAUCCAGCAGUGGUACAGAGACUUCAUGAGGGACUGUCCAAGUGGUAUACUCAGGAAAGAGGAAUUCCAAACAAUUUACCAGCAAUUCUUCCCAAAUGGUGACCCCAGCAAAUUUGCAAGUUUUGUGUUCAAUGUAUUUGAUGCUAACAAGGACGGCUACAUAUCCUUUAAGGAGUUUAUCUGUGCUCUCUCCAUCACCUCACGAGGAUCUCUGGAUGAGAAACUGGACUGGGCAUUCAGUCUGAAUAAUGAUGGUCGUCUCACCAAGGAUGAGUUCAGAGAAGGUUCCAAGUGUGAUCCCUGGAUUGUGGAGGCCUUGUCCACACCACAUCAUUAG